UCCAGACAAAUCGCACAGCAAAAAGAGGCAGAGCUCCCCCCAGAUGCUUCCAUGCUUCCGUCUGCAGACCGUUCGGCUCGAUCGCCUGUGGACUUGCCUGUGGACUUGGAACAGCCAGAGGUGGAGGCGCGCAGAGUGCAUGGGUGUACCAUCCCCAGACCUUCUUUUAGCCCGUUGAUUGCCAGUCUUUGGGUACGGUACGGGGCGAGCAACGAAGCCUAUUAUUUGGUUGUUUUCUUCUGUUCCUGUCCGCCUUUCCGCCCGUCGGCCGCGUCGUCUUCUUUUCUCUUGUUCUUUUUGCUGCCUCUUAGCUCUACACCCACGCACGGGCGUUGUGUGGUGCCUGCCUCGACUGUGAGCACCUUCCGACUCGGGCAGGUUAAUUGAACGCCUCGACAUCGACAGCUUGGGCUCGAGUCCCCCGCGCCUCCGCCCAGCGGGAAGCCGACGAACAGACGCUGCGUCCCGCCGACCCACGUGCACGAAUCACGACAUCCUGUCUCUCCAGACGGCAGCGAGGAUACCCUGGGGAGAAAGAGAGGGUGGUGCAAACUGCACAGGACACACAUCGCCGCCACGGUUGCUAUUCUCAACGGUGCUGGACGGGCCGAGCGACGUUGGCGUUCGACACGCUCUGCCGAGCUGAAGCCUUGGACCUGGGCACGUCGACCACACCGACAAGGGGGUUGCCUGCGGUACUGUUGCAACGAGCCCUCUGAAGCUCUGACGGCUGCGUUUCAUGCGCGGUUGCCGUCGGCACGCGCUUGGGGGGAGGUCAUAACAGCGACAAGCCGGACGUCAGCCCGCGUGGGAACGGGAUACACCGUUGCCAUCUCGAGUCCUUCAUCGAGUCCACGGCGCGUCAUCUCCAGCUCGGCCGUCAUCGGGGACACGAGCCAAGCGGGAAGCGCUGCGCACAAUCCGAAAAGUGACGCCCAGUCCAAAUUUCCUUCAGCCACCCGACCUGGCUGAUCGCCUGCCCUGUGCUCCCGGGCCUCUCAAUUGCGGAACCCGUCUGCUGCUGCCUUAUAGUGCCGCGUUCGCGCAACCUACUAGCUCAACGACGCAGCAGCGCGAGUCUGCGGGACAGCAGUCUUUCCACUCACAAACCUUCUGGUUGUGGCUGCCGGCUUUUUGCUAUUGGCCUUCUUGUCAUCGCCGAGCAUCUUUCACCGUUUGGCGCCCGUUGAGCCGAGUUUAUCCUUCGAUUCAGGGCUCUCUUUGCCGACCCGGAACUCUAUUUGCCUCAAAAAUCGGGGUUAAGAGUAAGGAUCAAGAGGUAACGACACAACCCGCCGCCAGCUUGUCGUACCAGACGACUUAUCACGUCCAGCCUUGGUACAACGGAGGCUUGCGUUCGCUCCUGUUCCAGGCUCGUGGUAUCGCCGCGGCUCCGUAGAGCUGUGAAGCAAACGUCUCAUUGCAUGUCCAUUCUCCCCUUCCGCCUCGCCAACCGACGACAGGGAUCACGGUGGACCCUAGACGUCUCUUCAUUGACUCGAGUCGUAUUAACUAUCCCUCCCGCACCUGGAGCUUCCACUCUCGCCACACCUGGGACCACUUGUCUUUGCACCAACUAAAUUAUGGUGUGAGACCUGUCCGACGACAUCUGCCAUCCGCCGGACCACCGGAGCGUCCGUGACUUUCGCAGCUUUGAGAGAGCGAGGAGAAGAGGGAGCAACCAUGGUGUUUUACGAGGAUUCGGGAGCAAUGUCUAUGUGGGAGACUGAGGACGAGGCGACAGCGGUCGGCCGUGUCGCUGCCGGCGCCUCACUACCGACUCCGCUCGACACCCCUUAUAGGACGCCCUCUCGAGGUUCGAGGAAUUCGCGCCGGUCUGUCACCCCGCCAGGAAAGAGGUUAUCCGCGACGCCGCCAUUACCCACCGACAAGACCGACCGUGCCUCCAAGAGGUCGUCGAAGGACUUCGCCACCGACGAGACGAUUAGCAUCCUAGAUCCUCGCCGCUUUACCCCGACCCUGCACGCGAACCUCGUUUCGGAGAUUUUGGCCUUGAGGAGGGACCAGGAGGAGAAGCUCAAGGCGAUCGAGAACCUCGAGGUUGCCCUGCACGCUAGCAAGGAGGACCAGGAGUCGUUGCAGGAGAACCUGUCGGGCGCCACCAAGGAGAACCGGUCGCUCAGGCGUCAGCUGGAUCUCCUCGAGGGUGGCACCUCGUCAGCGCUGAAAGAGCUGGCCCGGGAGCGCGAUGAGGCCGUCGAUGCUGCUGCCGAGGCUAGAAAGAGGCUGGACGCUAACCAGAAGCGACUGCGCGUCCACGAGGACGAUUCGCGUCGGGUACACAACCAGUGGGCCGAGGAGAGGGAGGGCUGGGACCAGGAGAAGCGCAAGUAUGAGCACAAGAUUCACAUAGCGGAAAGCAGACUGAAGAUGCUACUGGAGGAGGUAGCGCAGUUCCAGGCUGCCCAGGCCGACGGGCUUGCAGGCGGAAACGAGAGUGACGCCGAAGACCGGGGCAAGGAUAACGACGCCGCCAGCGUCCGGACCAUGAGCAUGACCAACAGCAUCCGCUUCUCCAUGAUUAACGGAAACGGCAUGGGCAAGCCCAACGGCCAGUGCCUCGCCGACGAGCUCAACUUUGACGGCGACGACGCUACCGACUACGAGACGGACCACGGAUACGGACGCGACAGUGUCCUUUCGAACCACAUGCGCAACACGAGCCGCGAGAGUGUCAUGUCCAAGCUGCACAGGCGCAACCAGAGCAACAACAGUUUGAUGAGGUCCGACAGCGUCGCCAGAGCCAGGUUUAUGAACCAGCCUGCCCUGGAGCGCCUGGAGGACGUCAUCAGGGAGGAUGGGGAGGAAAUGCCACCUCCGCCCCGGCCCAAGGUUACCUACACGGAUUCGGCUGUGCAGUACUCGCCGCCGCCGUCUCCCAAGCUCAAGCCGGUGAAGCCCACAAGCACCGAGGCGCCACCGCCCAUCCCUGCCAGGGCUUCUAUGAGGCGUGACGACGGUUCAGAAAGCCCUGCCCGUGCUGACGGCGAGGUUGAGGCAAACCAGAGGCGGAAGCGCAUCCACGUCGCGCGCCCUGUCGUCGCUGAACCUGUCGCUCCUGAACCUGUUGCUCCCCAGAUCCAAAUGGUCUCGACUGCCUCGCAGACGGUGGCCGAAAAACCCAAGCCGGCAAUGGUUUCAUCUUCAACCCAGAUGACGACCGCCGCCAUGGUCUCGUCCUCGACUCAGACUGAUGCACCUCCCCCGACGCCGCCCGUCCUUUCAAAGCCCGAGAUUGGCCUGAUGCAAAUCCCAAGUAUCAGCAUUCACCCACCCACAAGCCGCCCCUCGACGCCCAAGAAACCGCGUCUGCCGCAGCUCUUCAAGGACUUUGGCUGCCAGGUGGCCAUCCUGUCGGCGCCAGCCACCGCCGUUUCAUCUGUUGGUGUCCAAACGAAUGAGAUUCGUGUCGACAAACGUCUCGACAAGCUACCCGUGCACCUUCAUCCGUCAGCCGUCACCUCGCGGCCCACCUCGCCAGCCAUCCAGGGAACCGAGCCUGAUGAUAUGGUCAAGUUCACCCCUGUCCCCGGCCACCUGCCUCCGCGAAACCCCCGGCGCCUUACUUCCCAGCGCAGCCUGUCGGAGAUCCCCUCAUCACCAUCGCAGUCAACGGGUGAGGCUGUGAACGUGGAAGAGACCCACGACGCUUACCCAGGAAAUAACGACGACGGGCCGUUGUCAAGCCAAAAGGCCCCUCUUCGACGCCCUCACCGUAUCAGCAGCCUGUUUGCUGGGUUCGAUGGAAACAGCUCCGACGAGGCCGAUGAGUUUGGUGACGCUGACUUCAGCGAUCCCGAGUUCAGGACCGCUCUGUCGGCGCCCAAGCCGAACGGCAAGGGCAAGAGGUCGUCCGGCAACUUUUCUGAUUCUCAGAUGCCGUCGAAGCAGAGCGGCAGGCACGCCGUCAGGUCCAUGGGCCCUACCUCCACAAAGCUGUCGUUCCCGGAUAUAAAGGACAGGCGUGCCUCGGUUCAGGACGGCACCUCGUCCAAGUCUAGUGACAGGGCGCCUCCCGCUGCUGGCCCAAGCCGCUUCUCCAUGAUGCGCAAGGCAGUAAUGUCGUCCCAUCAAGGUCAGAAGAGCCCCGAUCUGUCCGAGACCAAAGACCCGCCUUACCCAAUUCCCACCCGCGCAAGCUCGAGGCGACCCCCGUUCAGUGCCAGCGCGCCAAGCGAAGGUCAGCAGAGCCCCACUCGCAGCGGCUUCCCUGGGCGACCCUCGCGGAACAACUCGGUCCGCAAGGUCAGAUCAGCGGCGGCUAUUCCGCGAAGGCACAGGAGGCGGAACAGUCGCUCGCCGCCGCCGCCCUUCUCUCCGGCCACCGAAGACUCCCUCGAGAGCCCUGUGUUGCCGCCUCUGCCGCACAACGACAUCACCACGCCGCGGAGCCACGGCUACAGCAGCACCUCAACGAGGUAUAGCCGAUCCACGCACAGGCACCAGCCAUCGAGCACCACGGCCGAUACGGACCAAACCGGGGCCGGGUCCGUGGCCACGUCUGGCGGGCAGCCAGGCGCGACUGGGGUCGUGGACGCCAUCGCCCAAACAAUGGUGGGCGAGUGGAUGUUCAAGUAUGUGCGCAGACGGAAGUCAUUCGGUCCCGUGGGCGAGAGCCAGGGCGGGGACGACAGCAGCAACGAUCGGCACAGACGUUGGGUUUGGCUGGCCCCGUACGAGCGCGCUAUUCUGUGGAGUAGCAAACAGCCCAGCUCAGGCAGCGCCUUGAUGGGCAAGUCUGGGCGCAAGCUCACCAUCCAGUCUGUCCUGGACGUCAAGGAUGACAACCCGCCACCAAAGGGUGCCAACGGAUCAGUCUUUAGCCGCUCUAUACUGAUUCUCACGCCGCAACGGGCCCUCAAGUUUACGGCGUGCAGCAGCGAGCGCCAUUACCUAUGGCUGACGGCUCUUUCGUUCUUGGCGCACUCGCACCAGGCAGUUCCCGAGAAUCUGGCACCGUCUUCGUUGAUUCCAAAAGCCAUGCCCGACUUUGAGCUCUCCCAGCAGAAGCCGCGGCGCCCUGGAAUCCGCGACUCCAUCCGCCUCGCCAAGGGUAAGACUGCCAUGGCGCGUGGCGGAGCCGUGACGCCGAUCGGGUCCAUCAUGAGUGCAGCUCCCUCGUCGGCUGCCCAGAACUCGGAUUUUGGUGUGCCGAGCCUUCCCAGCAUUCCCGACUUCCCAGGCCUCGAGUCCAUAAAGUCCGGAACUGCCAGCGGCGUUGGCUACUACGCCCAGCACCAGCGUGAGCUGUCUCGCGACGCCGCGGAGCCCCCCUUCAUCCCGCGCUUCAACGAUACGAGGAUUAGCGUGACCGACCGGGCGAACCAGGCCAUGGUACACGGCCGCAAGCGCAGCAACACGGGCGGACACAUACCCCCUCCCAUCUCCUUCCGCGGCUUCUCGGGCCCGAUCGGCGGGGGUGGCAGCAGCAACGGCAGCUACCACCAGUCGACAAACAGCACAGCGGCGGCCAGCAUCGACACGACGGGCUCCUCGGGCGUCCUGUCCAACCCCUACGGAAACCCGGGCUUUGCCGGCUCGCAGCGCACUUCGGAGGCGUCGUCGCGACCCAGCGGGGCGACCAUGAACAACUUCUUCGACGCCAUCGGGACGGUUCGGAUGGAGGCCUUCAUCAGUCCCCUGGCACCAAACCCCGCAAUUGCCAGCACAUUUAACGACUACCCGGACGAGCAGGAGGAGAUGCGGUGGAGGGCACGCCGUCGCAGCAAGGAGGCCCGCCGCAGGAAUAGUCGCAGCCGGCGUCGCGACAGCUACAGCUCCCGCGCCCGGGAUGACGACUUUUUCCGCAGCGAAGACCCCUUCAAGGGCUUCUGAGUGGUUUUGAUCCAGCCUCCUUUGCCCUUGCCCUUCUUGACAGCUUCUGCAGCCGUUGCGGCUUCGUACGCCGCAUAUUACUUUAUGAGUUUACACCUCUCCGCCAACCCCCUUACCCGCCUCUCUAUUCGACACCUCGAGCUCCAAGGUGGUCUCCCUGCCGAACCACCCCUCUCCUCCCAGGUGUAUUCUCUUUUUACAUAUCCCUUCACGCCUCCAUCGAGACGUCUCACUCAUCUAUACUGCCACGCAUGGCCGCUCCUCGAAGCCGCCGCCCCUGCGAGGUCAUAUUACGCUUAAUCCAUAGGCAUCCUAUCACCCGGUACCUUCUACUACAUUUUACACCAACGCUUGCUGGGAUUGUCGGGCGUUUUGUAUGCACGCAGCUUGGAAUAGACGCUUUUGUUCAUCGCCCGGAGGAUUUAUCUCGUUCCGCUUUCUUUUCCUGGCGGUGUGUUAUCGAGGGAACGGCCUCGGUUGCGAAAGUUUUUGGUUGGUUGGCUGGCUGGUGGCUUCGGCCUCCGUCUUUGCUUCUCGCUCUCGUUCCUUGCCGUUGGCUUUUGCAUUGUACUAUCUCUGGUUUUCGAUUUUUCUUGUGUUGCUUUUGCUUCUUCAGAUUCUUUUCUUCCAUGUUCUUUCUUAUUCGUAAUGGUGUCUUACAAAAAGAAGGAUAUGACGAAGUCAUCGCCGCGAGGCUGACACGAGACGCUGAGCCGCUCAUGAGUCUCACUUUUCUUUUGUCCGGAUCCCUUCGUCCUACACGUUCGAUAUAGGGGAGGAGUGAAUAACCAGAACGAGAUUGGCAGACAUAGGCAUAUCUAGCUAGUUGCUGGCAUCGCGUACGUGCAUUGGAAGAGGAGCUGCUGUGAGAAUGACUGAUUUCAACCAGCUAUUGUAUCGAUAGUCCCAACGCUUGUGGAAAACAGCGUAGUAUGUAUCUAGGUAGUUUGAGUAUCAAGCGAUGUCUUUUUGCCUCA
Gaeumannomyces tritici R3-111a-1 is the source of this 6833-nucleotide messenger RNA. RefSeq lists its product as hypothetical. The record is from RefSeq and is a predicted model, not a curated record. Gene Ontology annotation, cellular component: mitochondrion; cell cortex. The transcript has 2 exons. NCBI's taxonomy places the organism in Eukaryota, Fungi, Ascomycota, Sordariomycetes, Magnaporthales, Magnaporthaceae. Gene Ontology annotation, molecular function: tubulin binding; phospholipid binding. Gene Ontology annotation, biological process: establishment of mitochondrion localization; dynein-driven meiotic oscillatory nuclear movement; microtubule cytoskeleton organization. The coding region runs from base 1684 to 5856 and encodes 1390 amino acids.